AUGUCGUUCCGGCCGAUGUUGAAGCAGCGGGCUGUGGCUCCGAUCGCAGCCACCCUCCUCGCUGGAGGAUUGACCUUGUACCCUAAACAGGCUUAUGCCGAGGACCUUCGCGACCGCAAACCCAUCUACGAUGAUUACCCAUCCGACGCCGCGGAGCCUACCAAGGCUGUCGCCCCGGCAUCCCAGGCGGUUUCUCUGCCCUCAUCGCAAUCUCUUUCUACUUCUCCCACGCCAACAGACAUCCUGACUUCUCAGGUUCGACAAGCUCGACUUUUCCUAUACUCCCACUCUCUUGCCGCGGAGAACAGCUUCAACAACUUCCUCUCCCGCGCUCUGCACAUCGAGAACGCCUUCACCAACACGAUCGCAUCGCUGGCUCCGUCACCCGAAUCUGGUGAGCGCUUGACUCCCGGUGGUGUCUACGUGAUCGUGUCCGCCAUGGCCGGUUCCAUUGUGUCACGCAACCGUGGUAUCAUCCUCCGCACGCUGUCUCCGCUCACUUUUGGCACCGUCGCUGCAUGGACUCUUUUGCCCGUCACUAUGAGAAAUGUGUCCGACCUCGUGUGGGAAUAUGAAAAGAAGUUCCCCGUGGUUGCGGAUCAGCACCUGGCUGUGCGGGAGAAGGCGGAGUACAUCUGGUACACUGGCAUUGCGCACAGUGGCAUGGCCCGCCAGAUGAUGGAAGACAAAAUUGGCGAGACUCGCAAGAAGCUCGAGGAGUUGGUGAGCAAAGGUCACUAG
Molecule: messenger RNA, 741 nt
Organism: Penicillium oxalicum
Lineage: Eukaryota; Fungi; Ascomycota; Eurotiomycetes; Eurotiales; Aspergillaceae
Product: MICOS complex subunit MIC26/MIC27
Exons: 3
Coding region: 1-741 (246 amino acids)
Biological process (GO): cristae formation
Cellular component (GO): MICOS complex; mitochondrial crista junction
Source: RefSeq, a predicted model, not a curated record